AUGGAAAAAGGAAAGAGUAGGUGUUUUAAUUUACUUUUUUUAGAGGAGGAUGAAGAAUAUAUUGAUGAUAUAUUAGCAGUAAUGAAAAAAGUAGAAGGAAAUAAUAGUACGAGUGAAAGUAGAGGUAGAUUGAGAUUAUGUUCAAAGUCGUUGAUUUUUGAGCCAUAUAAUAAUAAUGAAGAUGUAUUAAAAUUUUCAUUUAAAAAAUUAGAAAAUAUAAAAUUAUAUGAAAUCCAAAAUGAGAUAGUAAUAAGAACAUCUGAAAUUGUAAAAAUAAAAACAGCUAUACAUGGGAAAAAAACUAGAUGUACAUCCCAAUUUACUUAUGACAGGAAAAGUAGGAGAGCAAUUGGGAUUAUGAAUAAUUAUUACAAUGAUUAUACUAAUGAAAUAAAGAAUAUUGAUAACCAUAAUAUAGAUGAGCAUAUAAAUAUAUUUGAAAAAAUUUUAAACAAUUUUGGUGAAGGUGAAGGAGGGGAUGUUAAUGAUGCUGGUUUUGCUUUUUCAAAUAGCCAAGAAAUAAAAUCGGCAAUGAGUAAUAACAGUACAUUGGAUAAAAAAGGGGAAGACAUAUCUUUAAAUGAAAAAAAGAAUAUUGUGAAUAAAUAUGGUGAAGGAUCUGAGAAUGGUUUAUCGAAUGUUUUUCUAUGCUCCUUUAAAUGUGAUGGAGCAAGUUUGAUGAAUAAAAAAAUAAAAUUGAUUUAUAACAUUGUUGUAAAAAUAAAGAGUGCAAUAAUUAUACAUGAAAAACAAAUGGAAAUAUUAAUUAAAGAAAAAAAAAAUCGUCAAAGAAAUUUAAUGGGAAUAGGAAAUGAAAAUGAUAUAGGUGGUAGUUCAGAAAUAUCUCAAGGUGUAAAUGUGAAUAAUAAUAAUAAUGAAGAGGUAGAAAGAAAAGAAAUAAAUUUAGAAUUAUAUGUACAAAACAUAAUAGAUAAAUUAUCUGAAGGUACAAAGUUUGAUAUUAGUAGUAUAAGUUUACAUGAAACAAUUAUUUCAAAUAAAAUGGAAGGAUUUUGGGUUUUUAAAAUAUCACCUCUUGUUAAAAUGAAAGGGAUAUUAAAUAUAACAAAUAAAUAUAUAUAUUUUCAACCUAAUCCCAAUUUUACAAAUAAAAAAGAAAAAAAAUGGGAAAUCGAUAAAAUAUUACAUGUAUUUAAAAGAAUUAUAACAAUGAAACCAAAUUCAUUAGAAAUAAUAUUUGAUCACCCAAGUAAAAAAUAUAAAUCUUUAUAUGUAGAAUUUGUAAGUUAUAAUGAAAGACAGAUAAUAUUGAAUGUGUUAAAGAAUAUAAAACCUGAAUGUUUACUUAUUGAUGAUAAUCCCGAAUUUUUACAUCUAGUUAUGGAUAAAUGGGCAAAUGGAUUAAUUACAAAUUAUGAAUAUAUUGAUUUUUUAAAUUGUAUAUCUGGUAGAAGUAGAAAAGAUUUUUCUCAAUAUCCAGUAUUUCCAUGGAUUUUAUCUGAUUAUUCAAGUAAAAAAAUAAAUUUAAAUAAUGAAAAGGUUUAUAGAGAUUUAACAAAACCAGUUGGUUGUUUAAAUGAAAAUCGAUUAAAUUCAUUGAUUGAAAAAAUGCAUGACCAUGAAUAUUUUUUUGGAUCUCAUUAUUCUACUUUAGCAUAUGUUGUAUAUUUUUUAAUAAGAAUAUAUCCAGAAUGUCAAUUAAAAUUACAAAGUGGGAAAUUUGAUACUCUUUCACGAAUGUUUGUAUCGAUUGAGACUACAUUUAAUACAGCAUUAAAUGCUAAUUCAUCUUUUAUUGAAUUAAUACCUGAGUUAUAUGAAAACAAUGAGCAUUUUUUAAAAAACUAUUUAAGUAUACAAACAAGUGAAGGAAAUUUAGAGGAUGUUAUAUUACCUAGUUGGUGUAACAAUGCAAAUGAUUUUCUAACAAUCAUGAAAAAUGCAAUGGAAAGUAAUUAUGUUAAUAAAAAUUUACAUGAAUGGAUUAACCUAAUAUUUGGAUAUAAACAAAAGGGACAAGUUGCUAGAGACAACAUAAAUUUAUUUCACCCAUUAACAUAUAUGCAUGCCAUUUUAUAUGAAAAAUUAUCUAUGAAUUAUAAAACUUAUAAAGAAGUAAAUAAUAAUAAUACAAGUGGAUUUGAAAAAUUGAAAUCAAAUAUAACAGGCUUACAAAAACAAUUAUUAGCAUUACAACCUCAUGCAGAACAAUAUGGGGAAGAUAAUAAUGUUGAACAGAAUUUUAAACAUCAAAUAAAAUCAUUAAUAACUUCAAUGUCAUCAAAAGCUUUGAAAACACAAUUGCAUGAAUUUGGACAAUGUCCUUAUCAACUAUUUAAAGAAAGUCAUAUACAAAAAAAAUCAAAUAUAUCUUUUGAAUUAAAUAAAAAUAUAAAUAAUUUUCCAUGGUAUUAUUCACCAGCUAUUAUAGAACUUUUAGAGGAUAUUUAUUAUCAAAAAAAAAAAUCAAAAAAACGAAGACCAGAAAAUUAUGAUAGUAGUAUAGAUAAUUCAAAUCAAGAGGAUAGUGUAGAAAAUAGUGAAAUAUAUAAUUCAAAUAAUGAUGAUCAUUCAGAUAAAAGUGAAGAGAGUGAUAAUAAUCUUUAUGUUGAAAAUUGUGAUGGAGUUAUAACUGUUGAUGACUAUUCGAUUGAUAAUAAAUUUGAUGAAAAAAAAAAAGGAAAUAAUUAUUCAAAUUAUUUUAAAACACAUUUAUGGAAGUUAGAAAAAGUAGAUAAUAUACCAUGUAAUAUAAAAGGUGUAUGUUCUAAUGAUAAUAAUAAUAUUUGUUUUAUUUGUGAGAAUGGAUUUAUUAAAAUUAUUGAUUGUUAUGAUUUAUUAAGUUGUAAAAAUAAAAAUAAUAAAAAUAUAAUAUCUUUAAAAUUAUGUGAUGAAACAUUUUCUUGUCUAACUAAUAUAAAUACAAAUUUUAUUAUGGGUACAAUAAAUGGAAAUUUAAUUUUUAUGAAUACUCAAGGGGUCAUAAAAAAGGUUGGCGAUAAUAAAUAUGAUACUAUAAAAGGGAAAACAACAAAAUCGAUAAAAAAUGCAGACUCCGAUUUAGGAAGCCUCUCUAAGGAUGACAAGGAUGACAAUGAUGACGAUAGUUGUGAUGGAAGUUCAAUCUGCUCAUCCUUUGACGACGUUUUUAAUUAUAAAUAUUGUACAGGUGAAAAUGAAGAAGGGGAUAAUAAAAAUAUUAUAAAUGUUGGAAAUAAUGAAAAUGUUUACAACAAAUUAAUUAAAAAAAAAAUACAUAAUGAUACUAUUAGUUGUAUGAGUUAUAAUAAUAAUUAUUUGGCAACUGGGUCUUAUGAUGAAACUAUACAAUUAAUAGAUGUAGAAAAUAAUUUUGAAAUAUUACAAACUUAUGACAAUUUUAAUAGUUCAAUAAAAAAUAUAGAAUUAAAAAAUAAAUUAUUAUUUACAAGAUCAGAUGAAAUAAGCUUAUUUGAUAUUAGAAUGCCCCCUAAAACGGUACUAAACAAUGUUAAUAAUUCUAAUCAAUUUAUAAAAAAUUUUGCAACUAAUAGUCAUAAUACAAAAAAUUAUAUAAAUAAUAUAAUAAAUGGAAUAGGUUUUGGAAAUAUUCUAUCUAUGCCAUUUUCAAACAAUUUUUUACCUGACUAUAAGUUUGAGCCUCUUGUAAAUGGAUAUGAAGAUAAAAAUUAUAAUAUUAAUUUAAAAAAAAAAGUGAAAAAAAAUAUGAGCAAUUUACUAUUUGAUAAUGAUAAUAGUAAUGAAGAAACUUAUUUAGAUUGUAUAAAUAAAAGUUAUACACAUUCUCAACAUUUAUUUGAAAAAAAAAUAAAAAAAAAUAUGAAUUAUGUAUUUUCAAAUAGAUCAUGUAAUAUUAUAUAUUCUUCUUUAGUUAAUGAUAAUAAUAUUUUAUGUCUUGAUGAAAAUAAAAGUUUAUAUUUUUAUGAUAUAAGAGCAGAGAAAUGGAUAAACAAAUUUUCAGAUACGAUAAAUAAUAAUUUAAAACAAAAUAAUAAUGAUAGAAUAGUGACAGCAUCAUCAUAUAAACAGCAUUUAUGUACUGUUAAUUCUGUUGGGAAAAUCCUUUUUGAACCUAUAAGGUUUUCUAUAAAUUUUUUAGAUAAUAAAGUAGCAUCUAAAUUAAAUGUUUUAAAUAAUCCUUGUUCAAUUUCUAAUCCGACUUAUAUAAAUUUUUUAAAUUAUAAUUUUAAUUCUCUUGGAGAUGCCGAAAAUGCAAAUGCAUUGGAUGAGCAAUCCGUUUGUAGCCACAUCAUGUUUACGAACUUAAACGGGGACAUUGAAAUUCACAAAAAGUAUUAG
Molecule: messenger RNA, 4260 nt
Organism: Plasmodium vinckei vinckei
Lineage: Eukaryota; Apicomplexa; Aconoidasida; Haemosporida; Plasmodiidae
Product: beige/BEACH domain protein, putative
Exons: 1
Coding region: 1-4260 (1419 amino acids)
Molecular function (GO): protein binding
Source: RefSeq, a predicted model, not a curated record